UGCCCGAGAAGACGAAGACGAAGAAGAGAUUACGGAAGUACGGCGUCCAAACAGAUUCCCGUUGGAAGAGUGUAAUACAGUAGAUCGCCUUCCUUUCAUUAAAUCAAAUUAAAUCUUGGACUAACCCUUCCUCUAUAAGACGAUGGGCACUAGGGAUGACGAAUAUGAUUAUUUGUUCAAAGUGGUCCUUAUUGGUGACUCGGGUGUGGGAAAGAGUAACCUGCUGUCCCGUUUCACCCGCAAUGAGUUCAACCUGGAGAGUAAGAGCACCAUCGGAGUCGAGUUUGCCACGCGCAGCAUCCAGGUGGACGGCAAGACGGUGAAGGCCCAGAUCUGGGAUACGGCUGGCCAGGAGCGCUACCGUGCCAUCACAUCAGCGUACUACCGUGGGGCGGUGGGGGCUCUCCUGGUCUAUGACAUUGCCAAGCAUCUAACUUACGAGAAUGUGGAGCGCUGGCUGAAGGAGCUGAGAGAUCACGCUGACAGCAACAUCGUCAUCAUGCUGGUGGGCAACAAGAGCGACCUGCGUCACCUCCGGGCUGUUCCCACUGACGAGGCACGGGCUUUUGCUGAGAAGAACGGUUUAUCUUUCCUGGAGACGUCGGCCCUCGACUCCACCAACGUUGAGACGGCCUUCCAGACCAUUCUGACAGAGAUCUAUCGUAUCGUGUCCCAGAAGCAGAUGUCGGAGCGCCAGGAGAGCGACAUGUCCCCCAGCAACAACGUGGUCAACAUCCAAGUGCAGCCCACUGAGAACAAACCAAAGAUGCAGUGCUGUCAGAACAUCUAGCCCAGCUGCAGAUCUGCUGCUACCCCUCCUCCCCCUUUCUCCCCCUCUCUCCACAGUCUUCGCCUCCCUCCUCCCUCCCUCCCACCCCUACCCAGCUCACAGCUCCUCAAACCCCGCCCUCAGAAAAUAGACUGCCUCGGUGUACUGUGUGGUGUGGGAGGGACGAGCCACAGCUUCAAGGCUGUGACCCGAACUCUGCACUUAUCUGUACCUGCCUCCCCACCCAAACCCCUCUCCCCCCUCCGCCCCAGGUAAAUAUAUCCCAGUAUAAGAAGUCACCGCGUGGGGUGGCCCCCCAAGCAGAGCCCCAGUGUCGUUAGGCUACUGCAGGACAGCAGGCAGCAGGCAUUUCAUAUCACUUUAGAUUUCAUUACUGUAGAUGCGCUGACAUGUCACAAAAAUGUCUUAAUAUAUGAAUGUGAUUUGUUUUCUUCUCUUUUCUUCAUACUUUGUGCCUCUGUUGAUUUCUCCACAUUUUUUAUGAUCUUUCUCUGUCUUGUAUCAUAUAUCUACUACUAAAGCACAUCAAAGUUGCUCUGAAGUGUAUUCCUAUAUACAAGCUUCUCCUCUGUCAUUUUAGGCUCCCUCCCCCUCUCCUCUUUAGUGCGAUGUACUGUUUUGGAAACCAUGUGGAUGUAUCGAGCGCAGUGUAGACGUGUGCUCCGGUAGUGUCAUGCCAUUUGAUCUGAUUGCUGUGAAUAUGACGCUAGUGAAACGUAGAAACUUUUGCAUUUGCUGAGCUUCAGUCCGCGCAGUGGAAAGGCCGGGUGUGAGCGCGCAUGAGCGCUGUUGUCACCGUGUUUACAGCAGGUGGCAGGAUCGGGCCAGCUUUGCAUGUCUUUAAAAGAUGGCACUCUGCUGUGCUGCAUGUUUUAUCGGGUGAAAGACUCAAACCUGGACUCUAUGUGGAACACUAUCAUUGCCUUGAGGGUGUGUGAUUUUAGGCUGGCACCGUGAAAGCUGAACACAACUCUUGUACAUUUGGAUUUUCAUGUUGUCCCACUCAGCGUGGCAUCAUACAGAGAAAGUCAUGCUUAUUUUCUGACUGAAGACACAUUAGUCCAUCGGGCUUUCCUGCUCCAACACUAGGAGAACAGUAUGCAUUCAUUUUUGACAUAUUUGACUACAACUAUGCAGAAACUAGCACGCGGCUGUUUGGAUUUUUGUUUUCCUUAGUGCAUUUCUACGCAAAUGAAGGAAUUAAAAAAAACAGCAAAAGUAUGAGUAAUUGAAGUAGUAUUCUCGUAUGACAUUCUUAUGAUACUCUAUAAUAUUAUAAUCAAAACUCUCCUGUUGUCUAGCUAAUUAUGCUUUGCAUGUAACCACAGAACUGUAGUUAGGACGCACUGAGAAAGUAAGUGAUGGAAAAUGUCUUUCACCCACUAGGUUGGAUUUCAUGAGCAUGCACAAGCUCUUGCACUGAACCUUAAUAGUUGAUCUAGUAAACAUGCUUUCUUGUCUAGGAUUAGAUUUUUACUGCACAUUGAGAAUCUGGACCUCUUUUGUCAGAUUGGAUGUACUGUUUUUAAGACGAUGCCACUUUUCAAAAACCAAAAUGUAAUGUUUAGCACUGCAGAACACAGGCUGAGUCUCCAAAGUCUUUCCUUAAAUCCUCAUUCCUCUAACGGACAGAAAAGGUCUCACAAUAUGUGAAGUUUCUCCUCUGGUGAGCUUUAAAAUCUGAACACAAGGAAUCACGGAAAAACUUUAGGGAUUCAGCCUCAUUCUUGCUAACUUCUGGUCACAGUGCCUCCUUCACCAAUGCGUACCUGUCCGAAAACACUUCUCGUUCACCUGCCAACAACUUACCAUCAUACCCGCCUCCUCCUUAACCAAUAACCUUGCUUUGUCUGUCCCUCAAGGAGACGGACAGCUGUGUUGUCCCCGUCACAUAAAGCCUACGUACACCGAGCUGCCUCUGACUUCAACACAAUGCAUGGCUUUCUGUACGACUGCACCUCCAUGUCGUAUCGCCUUAUGUAGCUAACAUUGCCAUUACUGUCCAUGAAAUCUGCUGAGGGUUGGGCUUGGCUAGCUAGGAUGGCAUGCUUAACAAGCUAAUUGUUGUGCCCAGUCCAAUCUGUAAACUGACAAGAUGCCUCGCUAACAACCUACUUGCUAAAAACCCCCGAGUGUGUGUUCUGUUGAAUUUACAGGUUAUAGCCGUGUCAGUGUGUGAUGGUGUUAGCAAACAUAUACAAUACCUGAACUCGGUGUGUGUUUAGAGGCAGAGGGUAGAUCGGUAGCUCUGGAGUGAGUGAGCCUGGCUGGCAGUGCCAAUGGCGUUUUUGUUCGAACAGACGGCGCUGGCAGCCGAGCCUCUCCACACUCACUAGCUUGCAAUCUGUGGACAAAGUGAUUACUUUUUAUCUGAAAAUAUGAUUUCUGAUCCUGUUUCAUGUACCUCCAUUGUUUUGUGUUUUUUUAAGAAGUGUUUUGAUUUUUUUUUUUUAUUUUUUUCUAUAUUGCAUUCUAAAACUGACUGUAAUUCCAGUGUAAACGUGAGUGAAAUGAUGUCAUUUCAUUGAAUUUGGAGGGUUAAAUGUGAGAGGGGGGUCAAAAUGAAUGGUUUUAUGUUUUGUACAGAUUGAUAAAUUGUACAAUUGUGUCUAUAUCUUAAGUUAUCAGUUCAUCUUAAUAAAGCGCACCAGUCAUAAACCUUUA
Molecule: messenger RNA, 3454 nt
Organism: Siniperca chuatsi (mandarin fish)
Lineage: Eukaryota; Metazoa; Chordata; Actinopteri; Centrarchiformes; Sinipercidae
Product: ras-related protein Rab-11A
Exons: 5
Coding region: 143-790 (215 amino acids)
Biological process (GO): neurotransmitter receptor transport, endosome to postsynaptic membrane; exocytosis; melanosome transport
Cellular component (GO): transport vesicle; postsynaptic recycling endosome; axon
Molecular function (GO): GTP binding; GTPase activity
Source: RefSeq, a predicted model, not a curated record